AUGGCACGCAGCGACCCCAUCAACAUCAUGGUUGUGGGCGAGUGUGGAGAUGGUAAAUCCACCCUUAUUGAUGCUCUGCGUGACAAGGCCCUGUCCGAGCGGCCUUUGACAGGUAAGAAUCCGGCUGGUGUGACUAAGAAUAUUGUCAUGUACCCCUGCCCAGACUUGGGAAGCUGCCCCUUCAACAUCCUUGAUACUCCAGGCGUUGGUGACCAUGAGGUGACACCAGUUGCCUUGAUCAGCAUGAUUGAGGAGUUUUUGACAAAAGGCAUGGUCCCCGGUGGCAUCCGCGGCUUGGUAGUAACCACGCCCAUUCCGGACGGCAGGAUCAGGCUGGGCGCACAGAUUGUUCAGGCGAUCGUCGACAAGGGCUUCGUGGCUUCGGCGGGGAACAACAAGUACGGCAACAUCGUACUUUGCGGCACGAAGAAGGACAAGGCCGACGAGGAGGACAUUCAGAACUUCCUUCACGGCACAGAUGGAGAUGACUCGGUUAAAAGCUUGUUCUUCAAGCAGUCGCCGCAUGAGACCGGCCCAUGCGCCUUGGUGAGCAAAGACGAUUACUCUCCACUGCUCGAGGCAAUCCGCCAGUUGCCCGCCAGCAGCAUCGCAUUCCAGAAGCCGGACUCCAAAGUGAUGGCGGAAGCUCUCGCUGCGAAGCUCGGAAUGCAGCCGGAGGAGUUGGAGUCGCAGAUGAACGUUAUGCGCCAGCUUGUUGAAGAGCAGAGCAAGCAGGUGAGAGAUAUGAUGCUGCAGAUGCGUGAGGAUCAGAUGCAACACCGAGAGGUGAUGAAAGAAAAGGACCAACAGAUGCAACAGCUCAUGCAGAAAAUGCAGGAAGAUCAGAGGAGGGCGGACGAGGCUCGGGCCGCACGAGAUCAGCAACAGGAAGUGAUGCGCCAGCAGCAGGACCAGCAACGGCGUGCAGAAGCUGCUCAGGCCGCCAGGGUGCAAGAGCAGCUUAUGCAAGCAAUGCAAGACGAAGCCAGGCAGUCUCGAGAGCAGAUGGAAGCCAUGCAGCGGGGGAGAGAAGAAGCUGAAGAGCGGCACCGGGAGUUUGCAUUGCAGAUGCAGCGGCAGCAUCAGGACCAGCUGAAUGCUAUGAGAAACUCCAGCAGGAGCAGUUGUGUUGUUAGCUGA
Messenger RNA from Symbiodinium sp. CCMP2592, 1140 nucleotides. The record is from the annotation of a GenBank genome assembly. NCBI's taxonomy places the organism in Eukaryota, Dinophyceae, Suessiales, Symbiodiniaceae.